UGUGACGGUUCCCUACUCAGUACGUUUUCUGUUUUCCCAUUGCGCAUGUCCAUUAUAGACAGCGAGACAACGAAAAUGGCCGAUAUGGAGAUGGAGGUUGACGGCAAAAGCUUGGACAGUGUGAAAGAACGAGAGGGAGAGGAAGUGGAGAGUUCGGAGAAGAGCGGCAACGAGGAGGAGAACGGGGAGGUGUCCGGGGAGGAGGAAGAGGAGGAUGAGGACAAUGACGGGGGAAAGCCUGAAGGGGAAGUCAAGCGCAGUGGUGGCGGCGGCGGCGGCGGCAGCAACAGCAAACACAAGAAGAAGAAACACAAGCACCGCAGCAAACACAAGAAGCACAAGCACUCGUCCCCGGAGGAGAAGGACCGCCGACACAAGCACCGGCACAAACACAAAAAACACAAGCGCAAGGAGAGCGCGUCCUCGGCCACGGGGGCCAACAGCGGCGUUUUCGGGGGCAAGGACGCGGCGUCGCCCCCCGCCUCCAAGCGGCCCAAGUUCGACGACAUGGCCGUCCUGGAGGACCUGGAGAAGCAGCGGGCGCUGAUCAAAGCCGAGCUCGACAACGAGCUGAUGGAGGGGAAGGUGCAGUCGGGCAUGGGUCUCAUCCUGCAGGGCUACAACUCCGGGUCGGAGGAGGAGGGCGAGAUUCAGGACCGCGCGCGCAACGGGGAGCAGCUCCGCGCCCCGUCCGGGAAGACCCUCACCCCCAAGGGGCAGCAGGGGAGCGCCCGGGGCAACACGGAGGCCAAGCCCCGGCGGGAGUCCGGCGGCGACGCCGCCAAACCCGCGUCCAAACGCCGCAGCCGGAGCAAGUCCAAGGACCGGGCCGGGAAGCUGCAGAAGUCCGAGCGGAGGAAGAGCCGCGGCGGGCCGGAACCGGCUGCUAAGGAGAAGCCGAAAGCUCGGAGCGGGUCCAAAGAGAGGAAGCGUUCCCGCACCCCGGACAAGAGCCGCGACAGGGCCCGGAAGUCCAAAUCUCCCGCCAACAGGAAGCACCCUUCCGCGGAGAGGAGCCGGCCCACGCCGUCUCCGACGGGGGAGGCGGAGCCGGCGGCCCGCGGCAACAAGAGGCCGUCGCCCCCGGCGACGCCGACGGCGCCGGCAGCAGUGCAGUCCGCGGAGAGCCGCAGCCGCGCCGGGCGCCGGUCCAAAUCGCCCGAGAAGCGGAGCCGGUCGCGAGACCGCCGGUCGCGGUCCAAGGACCGGAGGCCCAGGCGGUCGGAGGGCGACAAAGAGAAGGACAAAGACCGGGAGAGAGACAGGGACCGGGAGAGGGAGAGGGACAGGGACAAGAAGCCGGCCAAGUCCCCCUCCAAGGACGCCUCCUCGGGCAAGGAGAACCGCUCCCCGGGCCGGAAGCGGCUGCCCAGCCCGCAGCAGAGGCGAAGCGCGUCCCCCAGGCGAUGGGACCGCCGGUCCCCCCAGCCCCCCGCCAACGCCCCGUCCGCCGGGUCCAAGCAGAGCCGCUCCGCCUCGCGAAACCGCUCCCCCGCCAGGAGGGGGCGCAGCCGGUCCGCGGAGCGCCGGCGCCGGGAGGCGGAGCGCCAGCGUCCCGUCAGGAUGCGGUCGCGGGACGAGGCUGGCCCGCGGAGGGAGGGCAGCCCGGUUCGGCGCAGGAUGAGCCGCUCCCCCCUGAGACGGAGGUCCCGGUCUCCACGGAGACGCAGCCGGUCCCCGCUCAGACGCAGGUCUCUGGAGCGGGACAGGCUGGGCCGCCGGAUGCGCUGGCGCUCCGGGUCGCGCGACCGGCGGAGGAGGCGCAGCCGGGACAAGGAGGACAAGUUCAAGGGCAGCCUGUCCGAGGGCAUGAAGGCCGACCAGGAGGAGUCCGACGACGAAGUGCUGGAAGACUUUGAUGUUGAUGAAGAGGACGAGGAGGCCCUUAUCGAGCAGAGACGUCUCCAGAGGCUGGCCAUUGUGCAGAAAUACAGGGCGGUGAACGAGGACAGUAACACGUCCGUUCCCUCGGAGCCCAGCAGCCCGCAGAGCUCCCCGCGCAGUCGCUCCGCCUCGCCCGACGACAUCCUGGAGCGCGUGGCCGCCGACGUCAAGGAGUACGAGCUGGAGAACGUGGACACCUUCGAGGCCAACAUGAAGGCCAAGCAGAACCUCAUCGCCCUGGAGAAGGACGGAUCCAAUCCAAAAAAGCCAUCAGCGCCGGACAUGUUCACGGAGUCGGACGACAUGUUCGCGGCGUACUUUGAUAGUGCCAGACUACGAGCCGCCGGCAUCGGGAAGGACUUCAAGGAGAACCCCAACCUCCGGGACAACUGGACGGACGCGGAGGGCUACUACCGGGUGAACAUCGGGGAGAUGCUGGACAAGCGCUACGGCGUGUACGGCUACACGGGCCAGGGCGUGUUCAGCAACGUGAUCCGAGCACGCGACAUGGCCCGGGCCAGCCAGGAGGUGGCCAUCAAGAUCAUCCGCAACAACGAGCUCAUGCAGAAGACGGGUCUGAAGGAGCUGGAGUUCCUCAAGAAGCUCAACGACGCCGACCCCGACGACAAGUUCCACUGCCUGCGGCUCUUCAGACACUUCUACCACAAGCAGCACCUCUGCCUGGUGUUCGAGCCCCUCAGCAUGAACCUGCGGGAGGUGCUGAAGAAGUAUGGGAAGGACGUGGGGCUCCACAUCAAGGCGGUGCGCUCCUACAGCCAGCAGCUCUUCCUGGCCCUCAAACUGCUCAAACGCUGCAACAUCCUGCACGCCGACAUCAAGCCCGACAACAUCCUGGUGAACGAGUCGAAAACCAUUCUCAAGCUCUGCGACUUCGGCUCUGCAUCCCACGUGGCCGACAAUGACAUCACGCCUUACCUGGUCAGCAGGUUCUACAGGGCGCCUGAAAUCAUCAUUGGGAAGCCCUAUGAUUACGGGAUCGACAUGUGGUCGGUGGGCUGCACGCUCUACGAGCUGUACACGGGGAAGAUCCUCUUCCCGGGGAAAACCAACAACCACAUGAUCAAGCUGGCCAUGGACCUCAAGGGCAAGAUGCCCAACAAGAUGAUCCGAAAAGGGCUCUUCAAGGAUCAGCACUUCGAUCAAAACUUGAACUUCUUGUACAUUGAAGUAGACAAAGUGACGGAAAGGGAAAAAGUGACGGUUAUGAGCACCAUCAACCCCACCAAGGACUUGCUCACGGACAUGAUCGGCUGCCAGCGUCUCCCCGAGGACCAACGCAAGAAGGUGGUCCAGCUGAAGGACCUGCUGGACCAAAUCUUAAUGCUGGACCCGGCCAAGAGGAUCAGUAUCAACCAGGCCCUUCAGCACCCCUACAUCCAAGAGAAGAUCUGACCAGCGCGCCUGCUGCUGCUGCUGCUGCUGCUGCUGCAACCACUGCUACUACUAAGUACUAUGGGUCUGGCAGAAAGCAAACAAACCCCAGAAACCUGAUUUGUUUAGUAACUGCAGAGACUGAUUGAAGAGUACCUAGGAAAAAGAAACCUUUUUUAAAAAAAAUAGUAACGUUAUUUUUUUUUAUUGUUGUUUUGACGCACAUUUACAUACCCGUGUUUUUGUUUUUAUUAUGAAUUUAUUAAGCAAUGAAAGGGUAGGGGGUCCAAAAAAAAAAAAAAAAAAUCACAUGUACAUUUCCGUUUUUUUUUGGGACGCCCUAAAAUCAAAUAAAAAACGGUCCGAUAUCCAGGUUGGCUUUGGUGCGAAGGUUUGGCUUCGAAGUUUAUGGGCCACCCUAAUGAAGUUUUAGAGCAGAAGAAAAUAUUCCCUUUAUUGUGCUGGAUAGCUAAACCUUUUUAUCCUCUGUUCAGAAAUACUCAUUUUUGUGGGGGGGGGGGGGCCCUUGUAACAGUCGAAGGGUUGAAGGAAGUAAUUACAAACAGGUUUUGUAUUGUUCCAAGUUGAGAUAGGGAAGGUUUAUUGUAGUUUUCUUUUUUCCUUUUUCUUUUUUUUAGCUUGCCAAGGCUGCACAAGGCAGAGCAAAAACGGUCCCUCGAGUCCUUUCGGCACGGCGCUCUAGUCGAGGGCCCCGCGGGGCCCCGGUGCGGUGUCUGGUGCAGACUUGGCGGCUGUUGCUGUGUGUGGCGCAGGCCAGCGUAAAUGCUGUGUAUAUCCGCGUCUCCCCCAGGUGUGAGUGCGCAGGCCCGGCGGCAUGGCGCGUCCGUGGUGUGGGUCUUGUGUCCUUCUCGAGUCCACCCUACCGGGACGGCCUGCGCUCCUCUGUUAAAGCAGGUUGUGUACCACUUUCAGUACACUGAAGGUAAGCUCCCCCAAAACCCAUCAACUUCACCGCCGUUCUCGCGCAUUCUAGCACACUGGCAAAAUUACCUUUUAAAAAAAAAAAAAUUAAAAAAAGAAAUUCAGUCCUGGCUUCUCUGGCACUUGUUUUUUUUUGUUUUGUUUUUUUUGCGAGUCUUGCAUGUGUAAAGAGUGAAAACGUACGUAAAUGAUCACGUAAAUAAAAUCUUUCUUAAAAAAAAAAAAUAAUAUUUUAAAUCGAUGUGCUGAUGGUUUUGUUUCAGAUUUAACACUGUGUGUGUAUAGCUCACGUCAAUUGCAUUGUGUCGAUGAAAAUUCAUUUGGGAGUAUCUAAAAUGAGAAAAAAAAGUACAAAUGUAUUUUUGGCAAACCAAUAGAAGUGUGCAGAUUUGUGGGCUGAAGGGACUGGAGGAAGCUCUGAUGGAUGACGGCACCUUCAGUGUACUGCUUCUGUCGAUAAAAUCUCUCUAGUCUUUGCAGAAAUGUGACUUAGUAAGGGGGUAGUCUAUCCUUUUCUCUAUCCUUUUUCAGUUUUUCACCCUUCACUAUAUCUUAAGUAAUCUUAGAAAACUGCAUGUCAGGGUAUAAGAUGGCAGUCUAUUAUAUGUUGUGUAAUAUUCUUUUAGUGUGCACUUUUCUUAUAAAAAAGAAAAAAAAAAAGGAAAAAAAAGGCCAUUUAAACUUUUUUCUGUUUUUGUCCUCUGACUCAUAUCUGUGAUCAUGUUGUCUUUUGAUACAGGGAUAUUCCUGCUCUGAUCUUUGCAUCAGCUUGUUACGAGCGGUAAUUGCUUCUUUACUAUAUUUUCCUUGUAUUGUACUGUUGUACCAUCUCUGGGCAUUCUUGGACGAAAAGAAACCGGGCAAACCAAAAGCAUAGUUUAUGCAGUUCUUUUUUCCUUUCUAUGUGUUUUGCUUCUUGUCAUCUCAGAAGUCUUCCCUGCAUGUUGACUGGACGGUGCAGAAUUAUUGUAAAUUUUCAGUAUGCAUCAAAAAAAAAAAAAAAGCGGCAUAAAAUAAAGUUUUUUUUGUGGAAAAAAAAAAAAUGGGACGAAACAUGGUUGCAGACCUUCAGAUCUUUCUGUGGUCUUUUUUUUGUGCACUAACUCUUUUUCUUUCUGAAGCACUUAACCUGAAACACACGUAAAAUUUCAGACAGAAAAGUAAGACUGCAUUUUGUUUACCCUGUGCCUUUACUGCUAUACCACCUCUUUCAGCACUUGUCUGCACAUUAGGCUGAUGUUUUGGGGGUGAUGUUAUGGAAGAAGAAAAAAGCAGUCCUGUGUGUUCUGACACUAAUUGCUCUUUGUGAUGUUUCUCCCACUCUUUCCUGUGGUUGCUGAGAGAGACAAUGCAAGUUAUGCCUCCAGGUCAACAGGCUCAAUCCACCGUCCUCUACUGCCUGGUUCUGCUUUGAAAGACAAGACCUCCAUCUACUUAACAAGGUCAUUUCUGAUGGCAUGUGUAGAUCAAAGACAAUGUGAGAGACACGUGUUAAAAAAAGAAAAAAUUAAAAAACACAAGCUCUAAUGCAAAGUUCUGAAAGUGCCGUUUGGUCCUUUUCUAGUGGUCACAUUGGCAAAUGUACACAAAGGCUUGGUCUGGAUAAGGUUUGGGUGAAGAUCCAUUGGGAGAGCAUGGAAACUGUGCUACUCUGGGGUAUAUUUGUACAAAUUGUGUUCCUUUGUGGUACAUUUGGGCCAAUGAGACUGCAGUCAACUAAUGUCUAAGGGUCAAAGGCAAAAGGAAAACAUUUAAGUUGUUUGGUUUGGAUGGUUUUGCCUCUUCAGAAGUACUAACGGAACACAAUCCUGUAAUGUUUUGCUCAUGGGUAACUGCCUCUUUGUCCUGGUAUGGCACAGAAGGUACAAGGUGCUUAUCUCCCCAUGUCUUACGGACGUGAGCCUAAAGCUUAAAUCUUUAAGCUGUCAUCUAUAUCCUUCCUGCGCUGGUGCACUGGGUCAUGUGUUUAGUCCCUACUGACCUGAACACAAUGAACAUCGAUGGUAAAAGGUGUAAAAGGUGGUUUAAGUACCUGGCCAAACAAGUGGACCCAGUCCCUACAUACCCGAUUUCGCCUCAAACGUCACGGUGAACUUUUGUGUUCAGUUAUGAAUGACCAGCAAACGCAUCCAGAUACUCGUUUAUGUGUUCUCUGUAUUCUAGGUGCAGUCCCUUAGAAGAUCCUCACAGGGCACCUCACCUGGACAAAGGUUUCUGUUCUAGAGAGUUUUGUUGUGUGCAAGAUGUCUUAGCCUGUUUAUUCAUUAAUUCUCUGUGAACUAGGUAGAACCUAGUCCUUGCAGUUAGCUUGGCAAAAUCAAUUUAUAGAGAAUUGUAUGUUUGAUUUGUGUUUGAAGUAGUCUCCCCACCCCCCCAAAGAGAACUCUCCCAGGUUCCUGAUGCACAUUAAAACAUUGAUAAAUUGACCUUUCAUUUUUACAGAAAUUAAUAUAGAAUUUAAUUAACACAAUAUAAGUAGCUAGUUACUGUAAUUUGGCAAUAUCUAUGCCAAGCGACCACCAACGAGGUAAUAUUCCUCCUUUUUUUUGUCAAAUAUAUCCAAAUUGAUUUUUGGCUUCGUAAAUAACCAUGCUGUUGUGUGUGUGUGCAUUUUGUCUUGCAGGGUAAGUUGCCAUUGGGCAUUUUCCUGUUCUUCUGACUAGAAAACCUAACAACCUUUUGGACCCCCAAGGAGGCAGCUGUGAUCCCAUUAACCCAUUUGCUAGUCAUCGUCUGAUAAACAUCGUAAAUAAAUUGCAUGGACAUUAUUUCGAGCAUAAAUGUACUGUAGGCAAUUCUUAAAAGUAUAAACUUGAAGGGGGAAAAAAAUGUAUUGUGUACCCACUAUUCACAAUAAAUGCUUGUUAAGAAAA
Molecule: messenger RNA, 7091 nt
Organism: Conger conger (European conger)
Lineage: Eukaryota; Metazoa; Chordata; Actinopteri; Anguilliformes; Congridae
Gene: prpf4ba
Product: pre-mRNA processing factor 4Ba
Exons: 15
Coding region: 46-3297 (1083 amino acids)
Biological process (GO): peptidyl-serine phosphorylation; peptidyl-threonine phosphorylation; mRNA cis splicing, via spliceosome
Molecular function (GO): ATP binding; protein serine/threonine kinase activity
Source: RefSeq, a predicted model, not a curated record